CUCCUGCGCUUUUCAAAGCUUUGUGCCCGCACCGAUCGAAAAGAGCGACAGUGAGCAUGGCGCAAGCCCCAGGCAAGCGCAAGGGCUGCGGCCAUAACUGCUCCGAGCCUUGAUUUGGCGCGUAUGUGGCAGGGAGAUCUCGCGGAGCCGCUGGCUGCUUUCCUACAGCUCAAUUCUAUUGGUGCGGUCGGCAAGCUCUCGCGGCGGUGCCGCGACCGGCUGCCGGCUGUCUUAAUUAAUCUGGCGCGUAAACACGGCGCGCUGCGCGCGUCGAUGACCGGUUUUGUCAAGGCCAUUCAGGACACGGGCCGAGAUGACUGGUCGUUCUCGGGCGAGGCUUUGGACUCGUGGAGGAGGCAGGAACCGAAUGAAACGGAGGGCUCUUUCACCGCUGAGGAGGUGGAUUUUGACGGGUCGCGUUGCAUAAAAAUCACCACGUCUCAUCCUAGACUCGACGGUCCCUCUUUACCUGGGCAUAAUACCCAUGGAGGACUCAAAAAGGAGUUCGCUGCCGCUGAGAAAUUGUGCGUGCGUCAAGUCAAGUAUCGUUUCUGUUUCACGGACUUGGACCCGACCGAGAGCCAUAGCGAUCCAUAUGAGCAUGGCUUCGCUUUUUUCACCUUCGGCCCUUACGAAAAAUCGCUCCAGCUGCAAAAAGGCUUACUUGUCGAGCCGUCUCAGCACGAUCCAACUGCCUACCAGCUCGUUUGGUGGGACCAAGCGCUUGGACACGAUGGGCCAACUAUCAUGCGCGUGAGGCAGGGGACCUGGUAUGAAGUGUUGAUGACCUUCGAUUGGAGGACAACGGAUCAAACCGAUCCAAAUAAUCUGUUGGCGUAUAUUACCGUUACAGACAGAGAAACCAGCAGCCCGCAAAUGACGAUUAAAACCUCCCGCGAGCCCCUCACUUCCUUUGGGAUCUACAAUUCCAGCGCGUCGGUCAGCCAUUUCUCCUCGAUAAGCGUGCGGUACUCCAAACAAACGUCGCGCGAUGGCAGUCUCAGUACCGACGAGUAAAAUAUCAGAAUUAAGGAGC
Pelagomonas calceolata is the source of this 1036-nucleotide messenger RNA. The record is from the annotation of a GenBank genome assembly. Lineage: Eukaryota; Pelagophyceae; Pelagomonadales; Pelagomonadaceae.